UAUUGAUUGUACUUGCAUGUUGCUUGUAUUUUUAAUAAUAAAGUACACGUGUUGCGGUGGUGAUGAGACGUUUCUACUGCACAGCAGGCGCAGGGAUGGAGGAGCUGCUGGCCGAGGAGGUCCAACGCAAACUCUGCGCUAUUGAAGUGGAGCAGAUUCCAGGCAGAGUGUUUUUCUGCAGUAAUGCUGAUCUACACACUGUGACACAGCUCAAAUCUGGAGAAAGGCUCUUCCUCCUCCUGCACAGAACUGAACCCAUUUCCCUUCCAAACAACCCAGUAGCAAAGGCAGCUGGUGUUAUACAGCAAAGCAUUGUGGGAGAUCCAGACAUUUGGAGGCAAACCUUCUUAACCUGGAGAGCAUUACAGACAGAGCUUCAGUACAACCAGCAGCGUGGACAGAAGAGAAAGAGAAAGGAAGAUGGGGAGGAGAGUUUAGACACUCUUUCUUCCAGUAGACACUUAGACGGACACAAUGAAAUGGGAAAGGAGUUAGAUCAGCACCCAAAAUCCUUUAGAGUGAGCUGCCGGUGUAGUGGAGUGAUUGCUCGCUCUUAUACCACUCAGAUACUGAGUCGUAUGAUUGGGAUGGCCAUCAAAGAACAGCUUGGGUGGAAGGUAGACCUGAGAGAUCCCAUUCUUGAGGUAAAUGUGUAUUUAAGUGAUGACCAUUGUGUUGUAGGCAUCCCUCUCUUGAAACAUCCUCUGGCCAGCCGUUGUUAUAUGAAACACAACGGGUUGCGUUCUACAAUAGCCUGGGCCAUGACCUCUAUUUGCCCUAAACAGCUAAAUGAUUGUGUGAUUUUAGACCCAAUGUGUGGAGUUGGUGCUGUGUUGCUGGAAGCAGCCCAAGAGUAUUCUAAUGCUAUAUUUUUAGGCAUGGAUACAGACAUGUCUCAGUUACAGAAGGCAGCAGAUAACAUAAAAGCAGCUGGAAUGGAAGGAAGAUUGCAGCUACUUCAGUCUUCUGUCAUGGAGAUCCCUUUAGCAGAUGGAGUGGUUGAUGCUGUGCUGUGUGAUGUUCCAUUUGGCAGGAAGUUCAGUUGCAGCAUUGACAUGCCAAGGGCCCUGCCACACUUACUGAGAGAGAUGGAGAGGGUACUUCGUGUUGGUGGUCAUCUAGUUCUGUUACUGAGUUUACAGCUUUCAGCUCAACUCAAGAAGAUAAUUUGCACACAUGAACACAACCCAAGCACACAUAACCAGCAUACAAACUCCUCAGACAUACACAGUGGUAACACAGACCCCUCAAACACACACAAUGAAUGCAAAGACACACCAAAAACCAUAACAUUUCACAAAUCAUGCUCUGAAACUUCAAAUACACCAAUAUUAAUCAGCUCAUUACAAGCACAGAGGUCACACAAGGUUAGUCUGGGGAACACAGACGCAUUUAUACAAGUAUACACCAAAAUACAAUCAGAAAAACAAACUCAGACACACUGAAACACAAACUCACCCUGACAAUCAGACAACAAAUGACCAAAAUUCUAAUAAAGUGUUUUAUA
Myxocyprinus asiaticus (Chinese sucker) is the source of this 1507-nucleotide messenger RNA. RefSeq names its product THUMP domain containing 2 (gene thumpd2). Gene Ontology annotation, molecular function: tRNA (guanine) methyltransferase activity; RNA binding. Gene Ontology annotation, biological process: tRNA methylation. Bases 63 to 1445 code for a protein of 460 amino acids. The record is from RefSeq and is a predicted model, not a curated record. The transcript has 10 exons. Lineage: Eukaryota; Metazoa; Chordata; Actinopteri; Cypriniformes; Catostomidae.